AUGACUUCAACUGCAACUUUAGUCAAUUUACACUGCAACAAAAACGGUACACCUGAUCUUAGUUUGAAACUUACAGCAACUGGGUUUGACUCUUCUCAAUCUGUUACUAAAAAAAACUUGGAACCAAUCAAAUCCAUUCGUGAACAGGUAUCAAAUUUACUUGACAAAGUCAAAUCGAUUGAUCAUAAGCUUGAGGAUGUAUCUAAUGAAGUAGUUGACUACAUUAACAAUAAAUCGUUGAAAGAAAAGGGCAAUAUUUGUGUUAUAGAAGAAAUAGUUCAACAAUUGAUUGAUAGAGUGGAUGAAGAUUAUUUCGAUUUUUAUGGCAAACUGAUCAAACAUGUCGUUUUAAAUAUUGAUCCAAAAAUAAGUUAUAAUGUGAGCAGAUCGCCAUCAUGCAAAGAAGGAGGCAAAGGAAUGGUGGGAGAAGAAGAAUAUUAUAAAGGUGAUAGACUAUUCAAGAAAAUACUAUUUGAGAGGUUGGAAAAAGAACUUGAAGAUGGUAUGAAUCUAGAUUCAAUCUUAUUAUCAAACGAAUUUUGUAACAAUGAAGGUGGGGAUGAUGAAUGUAAUCAAGAGGAAUUGAUGAAAAAUAAAAAGUUCCUAUAUUUGUUGAGCAAGGAAAAAAAUCGUUAUAUUGGACUCAUUUAUAUGAUGUGUGAAUCUUUGAAAUUAAAUAUUAAUGGCGGGGUACUUGUCUGUUCAACUGUCUUGAGAUUAUUCAAUACUAUCAAAAAUAAACUUAAUCAUGAUGUUGAUGUUGAUGUUGAAUAUUUGGAAACUUGGAAACAAGAAUUCAAAAGAAAAGUAUUCAUUGACAUUUACUUAGAGUGCAUUUGUGUAAUCAUGUAUAAUGUUGGAAAAUUGUUAUGUUCUGAUGAAUUAUAUAAUCCUAUUAUGGAGCAUUUCUUUUUAGAAUUGUAUUUUUUGAAUAAAUGGAAUAAAUUGAAUACUGAAAUCAAAGAGAUUAUAGAUGAAAUGAUUGAGUAUAAUUGGUCAAGAGACUCCAAAAUUAAAGCUAAAUUAUCGAAAUCUAAACGUGCUAGAAUAAUCAAUUUCAG
Molecule: messenger RNA, 1061 nt
Organism: Entrophospora sp. SA101
Lineage: Eukaryota; Fungi; Glomeromycota; Glomeromycetes; Entrophosporales; Entrophosporaceae
Source: the annotation of a GenBank genome assembly